AUGACUAGAUUAGUAGCCAAGAGUUUUAAACAAAAGAAAUGUGUUAAUUAUUUCGACCCAUAUGCACCACUAGCAAGGAUGACGGAAAUUAGAGUAUUGUUUGUAUUAACUUCUUCGCAUGACCUUAUAGUUCAUCAAAUGGAUAUUAAAACGACAUUCCUCAAUGGAUAUCUUGAUAAGGAGAUAUACAUGGAGCAACCGAAAGCUUACAUGCUUCCUGGUAAUGAACAAAAGAUGUUUAUACAUAAAGUAAAGCGAAAUAACGGGGGUUAUGAAUUUAGUCAAAUUCAUUAUGUUGAGAAAAUGCUUGAUAAGUUCAAACACUUACGUUUCAAGGAAGUGAAUACUCCGUUUGAUCCUAAUCUCAAGCUUAAAAAGAAUAAUGGAAGAGCUCUGGAUCAAUGGGAAUAUGCAAGUACAAUUGGUUGGCUAAUGAAUUUAAUGCAAUGUACCAGACCCGACAUAGCAUUUGUAGUUAGUAAAAUGAGUAAAUUUACUAGCAAUCUAAAUGGUGAACAUUGA
This is a messenger RNA of Lathyrus oleraceus (garden pea), 522 nucleotides long. RefSeq lists its product as uncharacterized. NCBI's taxonomy places the organism in Eukaryota, Viridiplantae, Streptophyta, Magnoliopsida, Fabales, Fabaceae. Bases 1 to 522 code for a protein of 173 amino acids. The record is from RefSeq and is a predicted model, not a curated record. The transcript has 3 exons.